UACUGGCGGAAAGAGGGCCAGGGCCGCCGCCGCCGCCUCCUCGUCCUCUAAGCUCCUGCCGACCCGAGUCAAAAGAGGCGCGCGUCCGUGGGCCCGAGCGAGAGCGGCACGCGUGUCACCGCCUCUCCUGACCCGCCUGGGGCUCCCUGCUGGGAAGCAGCCGCCAGCUCCUCAGCGGGGUGGACGAGCUGAGAGAGAGAGAGGAUGGCGGCCACCCACCCGCCCACCUCAUAGCUCCCGCUUUUGUCCGGCGGUGGGCGAAGGACGACAACGACAACAACAAUUGCCCGCCGCUUGCUUCCCUCCGUCCCUCCCUCUCUCCCGGCGGCUGCCACCUCCUCCAUCCGGGCCCGCCUUCCGAGCCGCGGCGCUUUCUCUCCCUUCUCGUCCCGCCUUUUGGGCUCCAUGGCGGCCCGGCGGCGGCCGGGGCUGCUGCUGCCUCCGGCCUCCUCCUCCUCCUUCAGGACUUGAAAAGCUGUGUCUGCAAUCAAGCCUGCUUUGUCAAGGAAAUCCUGAUGUUUCCGGCAACUGUGACAGAUCCAGUGAGAAGAUGAGCAGCUACGGUUCAGAAACAUUGAAGUUUGGGAUACUUACCCGUAAAUCCAGAGAGAGAGAGAAAUUAUAGUGCUUAAGAUAAAAAGAGAUGAAGAACUCUGAAAGGUAACAGAAGGUAGGAUGGACGCUACAGUAAUACUGCCUAUUCUGAAGAAAAAGUUGGCCUUCCUUUCAGGUGGGAAGGACCGAAGAAGUGGCCUCAUUCUAACAAUUCCAUUAUGCCUUGAACAAACGAACAUGGAUGAGCUGAGUGUCACGCUGGACUACUUGCUAAGUAUUCCAAGUGAAAAGUGUAAAGCAAGAGGAUUUACUGUUAUAGUGGAUGGAAGAAAAUCUCAAUGGAAUGUUGUCAAGACUGUUGUGUUAAUGCUACAGAAUGUUGUUCCAGCUGAGGUAUCACUUGUCUGUGUAGUAAAGCCAGAUGAAUUUUGGGACAAGAAGGUUACACAUUUUUGCUUUUGGAAAGAGAAAGAUAGACUUGGCUUUGAGGUUAUUUUAGUAUCUGCCAACAAGCUUACACGAUAUAUAGAACCAUGCCAAUUGACGGAAGAUUUUGGAGGGAGCCUUGCCUACGAUCAUAUGGACUGGCUUAACAAAAGGCUGGCAUUUGAAAAGUUUACAAAAGAAUCUACAUCCUUACUAGAUGAGCUUGCCUUAAUCAACAGUGGUAGUGAUAAAGGAAACCAACAGGAAAAGGAAAGGUCUAUUGACUUAAAUUUUAUGCCAUCUGUCGAUCCUGAGACUGUUCUACAGACAGGUCAUGAGCUUUUAUCUGAAUUGCAACAACGCCGCUUUAAUGGUUCAGAUGGAGGGGUCUCGUGGUCGCCGAUGGAUGAUGAAUUGCUUGCUCAGCCCCAAGUUAUGAAGUUGCUAGAUUCACUCAGAGAACAGUAUACACGGUAUCAAGAAGUAUGCAGACAACGGAGCAAGCGCACUCAGCUUGAGGAGAUUCAGCAGAAGGUAAUGCAGGUAGUGAACUGGCUUGAAGGACCUGGAUCAGAGCAACUUAGAACCCAGUGGGGAAUCGGUGAUUCAAUUAGAGCCUCACAGGCUUUACAGCAAAAACAUGAGGAGAUUGAAAGUCAACAUAGUGAGUGGUUUGCAGUAUAUGUGGAACUUAACCAGCAGAUUGCAGCUUUGCUGAAUGCUGGGGACGAGGAAGACCUUGUCGAACUGAAAGCUUUGCAACAGCAGUUGAGCGACGUCUGUUACCGCCAAGCCAGUCAGUUGGAGUUCAGGCAGAACCUCUUACAAGCAGCGCUGGAGUUCCAUGGAGUGGCCCAAGAUUUGUCUCAGCAACUAGAUGGUUUAUUAGGGAUGUUAUGUGUUGAUGUUGCACCAGCGGAUGGAGCAUCAAUUCAGCAGACAUUAAAGCUACUUGAAGAGAAGUUAAAAAGUGUUGACUUAGGUCUGCAAGGUUUGCGUGAAAAAGGUCAAAGUCUUCUUGAUCAAAUAUCUAACCAGGCAUCUUGGGCUUAUGGAAAAGAUGUAACGACUGAAAACAAAGAGAACGUUGAUCACAUCCAGGGAGUGAUGGAUGAUAUGCAGCUAAGGAAACAAAGAUGUGAGGACAUGGUAGAUGUGAGACGAUUAAAGAUGCUUCAGAUGGUUCAGUUAUUUAAAUGUGAAGAAGAUGCUGCUCAGGCUGUAGAAUGGUUAAGUGAAUUGUUAGAUGCACUACUGAAAACUCACAUCCGACUGGGAGAUGAUGCACAAGAAACCAAAAUUCUGUUGGAGAAGCAUCGGAAAUUUGUUGAUGUAGCACAGAGUACUUAUGAUUACGGGAGACAGUUACUGCAGGCUACUGUCGUUCUGUGUCAGUCUCUGAGAUGCACUUCCAGGUCCUCAGGAGACACUCUUCCGAAGCUGAACAGAGUGUGGAAGCAGUUCACAAUAACUUCAGAAGAGAGAAUAACUAGGUUGGAAAUGGCUGUGGCAUUCCACUCAAGUGCUGAAAAAGUUUUGCAGGAAUGCCCGGAUCAGUCUGAAUCUAUAAAUGAUGAGGAACAAUUUGAUGAGAUUGAGUCCAUUGGAAAAUCACUUCUGGAUAGAUUAACAGUGCCUAUAAUUUAUCCUGAUGGUACUGAGCAGUACUUUGGGAGCCCAAGUGAUAUGGCUUCUACAGCUGAACACAUUAGAGAGAAGUUAAAGCUAGUUUGUCUGAAAAAACAGCAGCUGAGACAACCAGACGUCUGUACAACAGAGAGCUAAUAGUCUCUUACCUGCCAGCUCAUAAAAAUGCCCAUUUGUAACUCAGCAUGUCAUCUGCAUCCUACGCCUGCCAUGAUACAUUAAAAUGCAUUUACACAGCUCUUAUAAAACCUAAUAUUUCUUGAAGUAAACCUAAUUUUACAUCUUAACAGCAUCUAUCAAGCCAUAAUUGUUUAACAUGCUAUGAAACCAUAGAUUUCAAAUAUUAUUAAAAGGAACUGAAAACGUUGCACUGAAUCCUUGCUCUGAAGCUUUACCCAACCUGUCAGGUGCUUCUUUGUCUAAGCGACUGACACCAGCUUUGAAUGGUGCUAAGAAGUGUAGGUUCCACACAAAAUAGUACUUCUCUUUACUCUUCAGAUGAUGUAGUCUCUCUCUCUCUCCCUUUUAAAAAAAAGCCUUUAGGCAAGCUAUCUGUUGUAUAGACAGUGGUGACCCUAUAAAUUUAAUUUGUUCUACCUUUUAAAUUGUCCUUUUUAUUGUGCCAAUAUACAUCCCACCCAUCAAAUCUUUGAAUUUCAUUAUAGUUGAGUUCUUUUCCCAUUUGUAUGGAUAAUGUAUUGACGGCUGUUUUGUGCUUAAUAAAAUCCAUCUUUUAAAAAUCUGA
Pogona vitticeps (central bearded dragon) is the source of this 3373-nucleotide messenger RNA. The record is from RefSeq and is a predicted model, not a curated record. NCBI's taxonomy places the organism in Eukaryota, Metazoa, Chordata, Lepidosauria, Squamata, Agamidae.